Rhodamnia argentea is the source of this 1520-nucleotide messenger RNA. RefSeq names its product putative disease resistance protein At5g47280. The transcript is spliced from 4 exons. The coding region runs from base 685 to 1347 and encodes 220 amino acids. NCBI's taxonomy places the organism in Eukaryota, Viridiplantae, Streptophyta, Magnoliopsida, Myrtales, Myrtaceae. The record is from RefSeq and is a predicted model, not a curated record.
UUGAUUUUAUGGUCUUCCUCAUAAAAUUAGAACUCUCUGUUUCGACCACCGUUUUCUCAUCGACCCAGAGCAUUUCAUUCUUUUUCCUAUCAAUUCCUCAUUACCCGUGAACGUGGCCUCUUUCUCUGUUACGAACAUGGGAAAUGUCUUCAGAUCUACAUGUCUGAGAGCGAGAGAGAGCGAGACGGAGACAGGAGGUGAGCAAACUACUGCUAUGGCAAGCUCAGAUGCAGGAACUUCAUCAGGAAGCAAGUAUCAAGUGUUUUUGAACUUCAGAGGACCCGACACUCGCAAGGGAUUCAUCAGCUUCCUCUACAAUAGCUUGGAUGUUGCUGGAAUCCGUGUCUUUCUAGACGAUGAAGAGCUCUCUUUCGGUGCAAGGAUUGAUGGAUCGCUAGAGCGAGCGAUCAACGACUCAAGGAUCUACAUACCCGUCUUCUCUAAGAACUAUGCCUCCAGCCAAUGGUGCCUCCGCGAGCUUGAGCAGAUCGUGUCUAACACCUUUAAUUCGGAAGGUAACAAAGAGAUCCUUCCUAUUUUCUACGAUGUGAUACCUGACGAUGUUAAGCUGAAAACUCAGCGGUAUUGCAAAGCCAUACGAAUAUUAAAGGACGAGAAGAGAUUGAGCGAUGAGCAAGUAAAUGCGUGGAGAAAGGCUCUCAGGGAGGUUGAUGCGAUAAAGGGAUGGGAAAUGAAACAGUACAAAAGCCGAAUAAGAGCGUAAUAGCAGUGGAUCUUGAUCUACGCAGAAGUGAUUCAGAGAUCGUUAUUAGAAGCGAAGAGAUUGGAAGGUUUGAACGUCUGAAGUACCUCAAAUUAAAUGGGGGAGCUUUGGUGGGUAACUUAGCGAAUAGUCUUACCAAUUUAAGCUGGAUUUUUUGGAGCCAUCCUCUUCCAACGUCUAACCCAACCAAUAUGCACUUGAAGAAUGUGGUCGUUCUUCAAUUUUUAGACAAUGACUUCAUAGAUGAUUCAAAUCUACAGAGCUUCGUCAAGAUGGCAAGAAAAUUGAAAGUUAUUUCUCUUAAAGAUUGUGAUAAAAUAACCAGAACGCCAAAUUUCUCUGAAUGCCCGAAUUUAGAGAGUCUUAAUGUCGACCAUUGUUCCAAUUUGAGGGAAAUUGAUGGCUCUAUUGGGCAGCUGAAGUGUCUAACUUACAUGAAGAUUGCUUAUUGCCCUCGUCUUAAAAAUUUGCCCGAGGAAAUUGGGGACCUAGAGAAAUUGGAGCACUUCACUGUGCAGCAGUGUGAUGGAGUGAAGAGACUCCCAGAAUCCAUAUGGAAGUUGAAAUCAUUACGUGAGGUACACUUUUCAACUGGCUGGGAUGUUUAUUCAGCAAAUUCAUGAAGUUACCUAGUACUAUUGGAAAGCUUCAUAAGCUGGAAACGCUUCAUGUCAAUGCUUAUUAUUCAAGAGGUCAACUUCUCUCUAGAUCUCCAGUGCAUGCAUAUGAACUCGAUGGGCUUCAACUUCCCCAUCUAAGGGAGUUUCUUGUGCAAAGCUGUGAAAGUCUUCACGGA